UCCACCUCCGUCCUCCUCCCUGGCUCCGUCGCAGACACAGCCAGAUUCCGUGCCCUCUUCUUCUUCUUUCAAUUCGUUCCACACAAGCACAAAACCACAUUCAUUUCACCCUUAUCCACUUUCCAAACACAUCCUUAACCCAAAAACCAACUCAUGAAAACGCGAUUAAUCUUCUACACUUACCAGAUUUGCUUUUCUCAGAACCCGUAUGUAUGUAUAAUCGAUUCCCCUAACCUAAACCCUAUCUCGAUUUUCGGUGCAUUGAUCUCUCUCCUCAAUCUUUUGUACGCUGCGUUUUGAAUGGACUUUGGUGCUUCUGCACUCAUAGCUGCUCAUCAAUCUUCAACGUUUUCCAGGGUGUUUCCGGAACAUGGAUUCGCGCAAGUGCAAACCUUCUUCUGGUCGUGUGAGUGUUGCACCUGCGCCUGCUGUGAGUGUUGCGAAUCAGGUGGAUGAGGUGGCUCGUUCCCUCAGGGAGGUGGGGCGUGUUGGGACUGAUGUGGAUAUAGACCUCAGGGAGGUUUACUUUUUGAUCAUGCACUUUUUGUCUGCCGGGCCGUGCCAGAAGACUUUUGUGCAGCUCGGGAAUGAACUUUUAGAGCAUCAGCUGCUACCCAGAAGAUAUCAUGCUUGGUAUUCUAGAAGUGGUGAGGCUAGCGGGAAUGAUGUUGACAAUGAUGAUGGCAUCUCUUUGCCUUUAAAUUACGAUGAUUUGGCUAACAGGUAUCCCCACAUAGCUAAGGAUCACUUGGUAAAGCUUCUGAAGCAAUUAAUGCUGAGUAUGACCCAUCCUCUGCAUGGAAAACUUGGAGGAAGCAGUCCUAACGCAGCCGAUGUUCCUACUUUACUUGGACAUGGUUCUUUUUCGCUUCUUGAUACUGAUGGAAAAACAGCAGACAAGCCGGUGAAGCCUCUCCCACUUUACCUUCGCUGGCCACACAUGAAGGCUAAUCAGGUUCAGGGUUUAAGCUUAAGGGAAAUUGGAGGUGGUUUUACAAAGCAUCAUCGUGCUCCAUCUAUUCGCAGUGCAUGUUAUGCUAUUGCCAAACCAUCUACUAUGGUGCAAAGGAUGCAAAAUAUUAAAAAGUUAAGGGGUCACCGUGUGGCUGUCUAUUGUGCCAUAUUUGAUGGAUCAGGGCGAUAUGUUAUCAGUGGUUCAGAUGAUCGCCUUGUCAAGAUUUGGUCUAUGGAAACUGCAUUUUGUUUAGCUAGUUGCCGUGGACAUGAAGGUGAUAUUACUGACAUGGCCGUAAGCUCAAAUAAUGCUUUGGUGGCAUCUGCUUCAAAUGAUUUUGUCAUUAGAGUUUGGCGCUUACCAGAUGGGAUGCCAAUCUCCGUUUUGCGGGGACAUACUGGAGCCGUUAAUACCAUUGCAUUCAGUCCUAGGCCUACUGCUGUAUACCAGCUGCUAUCGUCAUCUGAUGAUGGAACUUGUAGAAUAUGGGAUGCAAGAAAUUCACACAAUCCACGCAUAUAUGUGCCUCGACCUUCCGAUUCUGUAACUGGGAAGGGUAAUGCUCCACCAGCUAAUUUACCGUCCUCGAGUAAUGGUCAACAUAGCUAUCAAAUACUUUGCUGUGCGUAUAAUGCAAAUGGAACUGUUUUUGUUACUGGUAGCGCUGAUACUUUUGCCAGGGUGUGGAGUGCUUUAAAGCCUAACAACAGUGACUCAGAACAACCAGUACAUGAGAUAGAUUUAUUAUCUGGUCACGAGAAUGAUGUUAAUUAUGUACAGUUUAGUGGUUGCUCUGUGGCUUCAAAAUUGGUGACAUCUGAUUCUUGGAGAGAAGAAAAUACGCAGAAGUUCCGGAAUUUCUGGUACUGUCAUGAUAACAUAGUUACUUGUUCUCGUGAUGGAAGCGCAAUUAUAUGGGUUCCCAGAUCACGAAGAUCUCAUGGAAAAGUAGGACGUUGGACUCGCGCAUAUCAUCUUAAAGUUCCCCCUCCACCCCUGCCUCCUCAACCUCCGCGAGGGGGUCCAAGACAGAGAUUGUUACCAACUCCUCGCGGUGUUAACAUGAUUGUAUGGAGUCUGGACAAUCGCUUCGUACUUGCAGCUAUUAUGGACUGCAGAAUAUGUGUAUGGAACGCAGUUGAUGGCAGCUUAGUGCACAGUUUGACCGGUCAUACAGCAUCCUCUUAUGUAUUGGAUGUUCAUCCUUUCAACCCUCGCAUAGCUAUGAGUGCUGGGUAUGAUGGGAGAACUAUUGUGUGGGAUAUAUGGGAAGGCAUACCUAUUCGGACGUAUGAAAUUGGACGUUUUAAGUUGGUUGAUGGAAAGUUUUCUCCGGAUGGAACAUCAAUUAUACUUUCAGAUGAUGUUGGUCAGAUAUAUUUUCUGAAUACAGGUCAAGGCGAGUCCCAGAAGGAUGCAAAAUAUGAUCAGUUUUUUCUUGGUGACUAUCGACCCCUUAUUCAAGAUACUCAGGGAAAUGUUCUUGAUCAGGAAACUCAACUUCCGCCACACCGAAGAAACAUUCAGGAACCUCUAUGUGACUCUAGUAUGGUGCCAUAUCCAGAACCUUACCAGAGUCAAUUUCAGCAACGCCGGCUUGGUGCUCUUGGCAUUGAAUGGCGUCCGUCAAUGAUAAAAUAUGCUGUUGGGCCAGAAUUUAGUGUUGAUCAGGACUACCCGUUGAUACCUUUGAUAGAUUUGGAAGGAAUGUUUGAGCUGCAACCAGAGCUCACAGAUGCCAUGUUCUGGGAGCCAGAGUAUGACAUUGCAAGUGAUGAUAAUAAUGACUCUGAGUACAAUGUGAACGAGGAUAAUUCUAGUGCAGCUGAGCAAGGGAGCGUUAGUGCUAUCUCUUCUAGUGACCUAGAGUGCAGUGAAGAUGACUCUAGUAGUAGGGAUGGUCUUCGAAGAUCAAGGAGGAAGAAACAUAAGGUUGAAGUUGAGGUAAUGACUUCUUCUGGAAGGCGUGUCAGGAAAAGGAAUUUGGAUGAGUGUAAUGGUAAUACUUCUGGAAGUAACAGAACUAUCAAAUCCAAAGGAAGCUUAAAAUCAUCGAGAAGGAAAUCUUCCAAAACUAAGAAAUUAAGGCCCCAGAGAGUUGCUGCACACAAUGCUCGUAAUAUGUUGUCUCAAAUUGGUGAAACGUCUACUGAUGAAGAAGAUAAUGAUUCUGAAGAUGAAUUGUCAGAAAGUUUCCAAAAUUCAGACGAUCUAAGUGAACCUGAGAGAAAAAGGCAUAAUAAUCGUGAUGAACAUAAAAAACCCAUUUUGGAAGAGUUGGAUGAUGUGUCCAAGCCUUCUGCAUAUCCUGAGGUGCCUGCAAUUGCUGAAAGACCAAGGCUGGUUGUUAAGAUCUCACUUCCUAAGAGAAAUGUGACCUUAGAGGGCACAAGACUUGCACGUGAGACUGAGGUUAAUGUGGCAUCUCAAUCUUCUGGUCCCCAACUCCAAGAAAGUGUUCAAAAUACUUUGCCAGACAGAAAUACUGUGGAUCUAGCAUUAUCUUUUGCAAAUUCAACUAAUGCUAAACUUGCCCAAAGCCACAAAAAUGAAGAUGAUGAUAAUAUACAAGCUGAUAGUGCUGCAAAUAAUCUGGACACAUCUGAAUGUGUGGAGGGGAACACAGUUCAGUGCAGACAGAUGAGAAGAGACACACAUGAACUGUCAAGAUCCGGGGAUGCUUUGCUGACAGAUGCUAAAGUUGAUGACCAUCUGGAAUACACUGCCAAUGGGAGAUCAGAACAUAUGACAAGGGAGUUGGAGACUGUUGGUAGCAUGAUUAAUACAGUGGUGGAAGAUUUUGAUAAUGCACCUAAGUUUUCAUCACUUGAACCUUCAACGCUUGGCAAUCAUCAGCCAAAUGCUAACAUCUCCAUGACAUCUGGUUAUGAUAAGUUGAAUGGUGGUUAUAACGGCAGAUCUGGAUCCAACAAAUGCACAGAAGAGUCACUGGAAAAUGUUGUUCACUCAAGCCAAUUUCACGACCUUAAAAUGAAAGCACCUAUGAAAGCAAGGAAGUUAGUGAUUAAAAAGAAACAGCUUUCAGCAGACACUGGAAGUUCUGGCAAACUGAAAUUUUCUAGUUCUGAGGCAGAUCCUGUAGGUAGUAGAGGUGAUGUGAACUCUCGAAAUUCCUCUUUCAUGGGGCCUAAUCUAGUAACAGAAGUACCAGAAGGUGAAGAUGGCAGGAAUUUAAGUUCUCCACAGCUACUGCAUUCGUAUUCUGAGCAAAGAAGUUACGAUCACGUCCUUGAAGGGGACAAUUCAUAUAAAAGGGAAGUCAUUCCAGAUGGUCUUGAAGAAAAUACCUCAGUUUUUGGAAUUAAACAUGGUUUAGGGAGUAGUUUAUCUAAUGUUGUUAAGGAUCCAAUCCGUCGAACACGGUCUAUCAGGAUGAAGACCACUCCUGAGGAGCCAAACACUUUGAACACAAAGAUUAAAAUUCGAGGGGGCCAAAGUUCCAGGGGCAUAUCCACUUGGGAAGGUUCUUCUAUCAAAGCAUGUGAUCAAGUUCAUCAAAGAACAAGGUCUGCUAGAAACGGGUUUGAUGAAUAUACUGCCAAUGACCGUAGUAUUUCAACUCAAAGGGUGGUGUCAAAUCACCAUGUUAAAAAAUUGUCAUGGCUAAUGCUCUCAGAGCAUGAGGAGGGUUACCGUUACAUUCCUCAACUUGGAGAUGAAGUUGUGUACUUGAGACAGGGUCAUCAAGAGUAUAUAGAGUCUUGUGCACCAUCUGAAUCAGGUCCUUGGAGUUCAUUUAAAGGACUAAGUGCUUCUGAAAUUUGCAAGGUUGAAAAGCUUGAGUAUGCAGAGCUCCCAGGGUCUGGGGAUAGCUGUUGUAAACUUAAACUCCAGUUUAUAGAUCCUUCUUCAUCUGUGUAUGGCAAAUCCUUUAAAUUAACUCUGCCUGAAUUGAUUAACUUCUCUGAUUUUGUUGUUGAGAGAACGUGGUAUGAUUCUGCCAUGAAGAGAAAUUGGACUUCAAGAGAUAAAUGUAUGGUCUGGUGGAAAAAUGAAGAUGGGGAAAGUGGAAGUUGGUGGGAGGGUCGAAUUACUGCAGUGGAAGCCAAAUCUCAUGAGUUCCCUGACAGUCCUUGGGAAAGGUAUUCGAUCCAGUACAAGACUGAUCCAAAUAUUCAUAAGCAUAGUCCGUGGGAACUAAAUGACCCUGAGAUGCUGUGGGAGCACCCCCACAUUGAUCAUGAGACCAGGGAUAAGCUGCUUUCUUAUUUUGCUAAAUUAGAUCGCAGGGAGAAGUAUGAUAUCCAGGCAUUGAACCAAGUAGCUGGGAAGCUAGAGUUUUCAAACAGGUUUCCGGUCUCAUUAUAUCCUGAACUGAUUCAGAUAAGGCUAAAGAAUGACUACUAUCGGUGUGUGGAAGGUGCCAAGCAUGAUAUAAUGGUAAUGUUAUCAAAUGCUGAAGAAUUCUUUACAAUUGCAAAAAAUAUUCAGCUGUUGGGCAAGACCAGGCGAAUAUCCGAAUGGUUUAGAAGAAAACUUGAAAGGAUAUGACAGCCCAAAAAUGGGUUUUAUAGGUUUAUUGUAACAUUGUUUUGUAGGUUUCUUGUAACAUUGUUUUCUAUUCAUUAUCCAAUUUUGGAGAAUUAGUUGCUCUUUAAGCAAAUGCUUUUUAUACAAAUGGAGAAGGCCAUACAUAGGUGGUGGUAAAUAUUAGUUGUUACGAGUGUGUGUAUAUAUAGCCUCAUCUUCUAAAUGCCUUAGUCGUUAUGAUGAUAUAUGUAUUGUCAUCACUUUACGACGUUGAUUUCUAAUCUGAAAUGUUUUGGUGGU
This is a messenger RNA of Lotus japonicus, 5746 nucleotides long. RefSeq lists its product as uncharacterized. Gene Ontology annotation, molecular function: protein binding. Gene Ontology annotation, biological process: regulation of cell shape; regulation of transcription by RNA polymerase II; cytoskeleton organization. Bases 371 to 5467 code for a protein of 1698 amino acids. Gene Ontology annotation, cellular component: nucleus. Lineage: Eukaryota; Viridiplantae; Streptophyta; Magnoliopsida; Fabales; Fabaceae. The record is from RefSeq and is a predicted model, not a curated record. The transcript is spliced from 25 exons.